GCAGACCUCGGCCGCCGCCGCGGCCCCCGCCGCCGCAGGCAUCACCGUCGAUCUGCCGUGUGGACCUCGCUGGCGGCGCCGACCUCGGCGCCAUGGACUGAUGGCCUCGCCGACGUAGCUCCGCUUGAACCUUGCCGCCACCCCCGCGGACCUCCAGGGGGCUCUGCCACGCGCUGUAGCGUCUCUCCGGUGGCAGUGAGGGUGCGGGUGAACUGGCAAAUUGGUCCAAAUUUUUCAGGGUAGGUAUCACCCUCAUUCCCCUGAGAUCCAAAGCAUUGUUGCCGAAUUUGAGGAGUCCGCAUUCAAUGUGGCCAACAGUAAGGAACAAUACUUGAGGUUUAUAUCUAACAAGUUGAUCAGUACGGAAAAAAGACUGCGAGCAGAGCAAGAGCGACAAAUGCACUGUAGUCAACUGCAAUCGGAUAUUGCAUUUCAAGUUAAGGCUUUACAUGGUGGCAGUUCUUCAAUGCCACAGGCGGGGAGGAGCGCUAGUCCAAGAGGGCCAUCUUCUCAGAUGGCACCUCGAACUUCAGGUCUAAUGCCAAACCUUCGUCCUUACACUCCAAACAUGCAGUCUGAGGUUAUGCAAGAGCAGACUGACAUGAUGACAUUUCUGGAUCAAUUUCUAAACUUUGAACCUACGGGGAAUGCUCCAAUGGAACCUGGUAUCCAACCUGGUCCACAACCAAUGCAAUCAGUAGCCAAUCAGAGCCAGAACCAAGACUCAUUCAGGCAACUGCAGGCUACAAACUUUGCAGGUUGCAGCCCAACAUGUGUGGCAAUGCCAGGUAUUCAGCCAUAUUCUCAGCAAAAUAGCAUAGGCCGGAGAAAUGCCAGUGGAAUUGGUACCCAGCAGUCGCCGUUGCAGUCAUGUAAACCCGAGCAUAUGACUCCGGGUCUGCAACACAUUACCGGUGCUCACCAAAGCAAUUUGCUUCGGGGGAAUCCUCAAACUCCAGCAUCAAUGAGAAGUGCCAGAGAAGUUGACCUAAUAGAGAAAAUGUUUAGGCAGAUCAAGUCUUGGAAUGAGGCUUAUUUCUCAAAGUUUAUGGAACUGGAGCGAGGAAUUCUUGUUCCAAAACUAACAGAGGAACAAUUAUCAUCAUUACCCAAGGACACAGCUAAAAGAUAUGUAUAUUCAGUGAAUGCCAAGAAAGGAGCCAGAAAGGUGCUGAAUUUCUUACAGUUGCAGAAAAGUAAUUUGCACGAGGGUUUGAAGUCGGAGUUCCCCAUGAUUGAGAAGCUAAUACGUCAGUUGCUGGGUGUCAUCGAAAGUAAAAAAACUCAUAAUGCAAAGAUGAGUACAGGAUAUCAGUUGCAAAAUUGUGGUCAGCAGUCUCAAGUCGGCAAUGCAGCCCCAACCACUGGCGGUAAAAGUGGAAGCAUGUCUCAGUCGAGGCGAAUAAUUCUGGCUGGAACUCCACCAGCUCAUCAACAAGAAAAUAGCAACCGCUUGCUAGGAGUAGCAAGUCCUUGUUCAAUCAGUGCAUCAGGAACAUUGCAGUCUUUGCCUACAAAUAAGCUUGAGUGCUUGACACCAUCACCAGUUGCCAAGUCAGCGGUUGCACCUUCUGCUUCACCCUGUGCUUUGGUGAAGCCCAUAUUGACAUCACCCGUCGCAGAGCCGGUUGUAGCACCAGCUGCUUUGCCCUGUGCUCCGGUGGUGUCCAUACCAAUGGACUGUGACAGCAUACUUUCCUUCUUGUCGCACGACAAUGCAGCAAGACCAGCACAAGACCCAAAUGCAAAUGGUUCUAACCAGGCCACUCCUAAAGCAACAACUUCUGCUUCACCACUUCAGACGGAGACAGUACGUGGUACAGGAGAGGAUCAGGUGCGCGGUGGAGCUGAAACACCAGUAGGCAAUAGGCCCUUCAACCGCCUAAUUGACGCAAUACGGUCUUCAUCACCGGCAGCGCUACAGAAAUCAGCUAAUUUAUUCUGGUCUGUCCUCACCAUGGAUGACACUGUACCACCUGGGAACAUUGGCACAAUUUUGGAUUGCAAAGUCUCACAGCAGCAGCACGGUGGAUUUAAUGCUGUGGAUAAAAUGAAGCGUGUUUUUGAUCAUACAGAAUUACAUUCUGAAUCACUACCAUUCGGAAGUGCUAUGCCAUUUGAGUGUGAUGCCUCCGGCUGUGGAUCCAGCAGCGAACGAAGCAUGAAGAGGCACAAAACACAGUUCUCCUCGCAGAAUCCAAAUGAUGCUCUGUUGGAAGAGAUAAAAUCUAUUAACAACGUAAUGAUCGAUACAGUGAUCAGCAUCACUGGUGACUGUGGAACAGACAGGAUCACCUCUUGCGACGGCGGGACAAUAAUCAAACUCUCAUACAGUGCUGCGUCGCUUGACCCAACCCUGAAGGCUCUCCUUGCAACAUCUGAAAUGUCUCUUGUCAUGCCCUCGAACCUGUUUGUCCCUGCCGAUUAUCCGAGUAGCUCCCCGGUGCUUAUCGAUGAAGGAGAUGAGCAGCUAAGGAAGAAGUUCAGUGACAUCUCGGCCUUGGUGCACGUGGCAUUCCGGCACGCUCUCAGAGAACUCCCGGAGCCUCGGUCUAUCAAGGAGACAGCCAGGGCGUGGGAUGCCUGCGUGAGGAAGGCCGUGGUGGAGUUCGCGGAGCAGCAUGGCGGAGGGACGAUCAGCUCGAUGCUUGGCCGGUGGGAGAGGUAUGCCACCGCAUGAGAAAUGGAGAAUAUAUAGGAUGCUGUGUGUUGUGUGGCUUGUUUGUUGUACAACAGAAGGGAUGAAAGAGACAGUAAGCUGGUCAGUGCAUACUCCUCAAACAGAUACUUAUGUAGGAGUAACAAGUUUAGGCAGUGGCGGAACUCUACAUAUCUGUUAAUGUUGACUCUGUUGGUGUAAACUGUAUUUCUAGUGAUGGAUGUAAAAUGUAUCACCAGUUAAGGUAAUCUGGAAUAAAGAACUGCUAGUGAAAUGAUUAGAA
Messenger RNA from Brachypodium distachyon (stiff brome), 2942 nucleotides. RefSeq names its product mediator of RNA polymerase II transcription subunit 15a. The transcript is spliced from 11 exons. The coding region runs from base 398 to 2680 and encodes 760 amino acids. Lineage: Eukaryota; Viridiplantae; Streptophyta; Magnoliopsida; Poales; Poaceae. Gene Ontology annotation, molecular function: chromatin DNA binding; transcription coactivator activity. Gene Ontology annotation, biological process: regulation of DNA-templated transcription. The record is from RefSeq and is a predicted model, not a curated record.